Dipodomys ordii (Ord's kangaroo rat) is the source of this 1748-nucleotide messenger RNA. It is a transcript of the gene Tinag, whose product is annotated as tubulointerstitial nephritis antigen. Gene Ontology annotation, biological process: proteolysis. The transcript has 11 exons. Gene Ontology annotation, molecular function: cysteine-type peptidase activity. NCBI's taxonomy places the organism in Eukaryota, Metazoa, Chordata, Mammalia, Rodentia, Heteromyidae. The record is from RefSeq and is a predicted model, not a curated record. The coding region runs from base 83 to 1510 and encodes 475 amino acids. Gene Ontology annotation, cellular component: lysosome.
AAGUGUCCUGCUGAUUAGAUUUCAGGCUCCCAGGAACAAUCAGAAUACGGAGAGGCCAGGCUAAGGAGUGAGGGUCCAGAGAAUGUGGACCGGAUAUAAGAUACUAAUUUUCUCUUAUCUGGCUACAGAAAUAUGGACAGAGGGGAGUUCUUUGUCUGGAAGAGACGUGGGCCUGGGAGCGGCUUCCAGCAGGAAUCACAGCAGCUCGGAAGGUACUCGCUUGAAAAGGGCUGUGUUCCCAGGCCGCUACUGUAGCACCCUGGGGUGUUGUGAAGACAGAGAUGACGCCUGUGUCACUCAGUUCUAUGAGGCAGACGCGGUGUGUUACUGUGAUAGCUUCUGUGAGAGGGACCAUUCUGACUGCUGUCCUGACUACCAGUCCUUUUGCCGUGAAGAGAAGGAAAGGCCCAAAGCUCUGCCUUGGUAUUCGGAAGGUUGCCUCAGAGAUGGGCAGCACUUCAAAGAAGGAUCGGUAAUUAAGGAGAACUGCAACCCCUGCACCUGCUCUCAACAACAGUGGAGAUGUUCCCAGCACGCAUGCCUCGUCCGCCCAGAGUUACUGGAACACAUCAAUAACGGAGACUUUGGGUGGACGGCCCAGAACUACAGCCAGUUCUGGGGAAUGACGCUGCAAGAGGGCUUUACACACCGCCUGGGCACCUUGCCUCCUGGCCCCACGCUGCUGAGCAUGAAUGAAGUCACAGCCUCCUUACCCACCCACACUGACCUCCCAGAGAUUUUCAUUUCUUCUUAUAAGUGGCCCGGAUGGACUCACGGCCCUUUGGAUCAGAAAAACUGUGCUGCAUCGUGGGCAUUUUCCACCGCAAGCGUGGCAGCUGACCGAAUUGCAAUUCACUCCAAAGGUCAGUACACCGCUAACCUGUCCCCCCAGAACCUGAUCUCCUGCUGUGCCAAGAGCCGCCUCGGGUGCCACGGUGGGAGCAUCGACAGAGCUUGGUGGUUCCUGAGAAAACGUGGGCUGGUGUCGCACGCGUGCUACCCGCUCCUGAGGGACCCGCGGCCCGACGCUCACGCGUGCGCCAUGGAGAGCCGGGCGGCCGCGCGGGGCCGGCGGCAGGCCACGAGGCCGUGUCCCAACAGCCUGGAGAAGUCCAACCGCAUCUUCCAGUGCUCGCCGGCCUACCGCGUCUCCUCCAACGAAACCGAGAUAAUGAGGGAAAUCAUGCAAAAUGGACCCGUGCAAGCCAUAAUGCAGGUCCACGAGGAUUUCUUCCACUACAAAACAGGCAUCUACAGACACGUGGCCGGCUCACGUGAAGAGUCCAAGUACAGGAAGCUGCGGUCACAUGCAGUGAAGCUCACCGGAUGGGGCACACUGAGAGGCGCACAAGGGAAGAAAGAAAAGUUCUGGAUCGCUGCCAAUUCCUGGGGAAAGUCUUGGGGAGAGAAUGGCUAUUUUAGGAUUCUCCGCGGCGUCAAUGAGUCUGAUAUUGAGAAGCUCAUCAUUGCCGCAUGGGGUCAACUGGCGCGUUCCGACCAGGAGCCGUAGCCGUCUGUGUCCGCCGUCUGUGUCCACCGUCCAGGGCUGCAGGCCAAGCACCUGGGCGGGUCUCACGGCGACUUCAGCCGCGCUGUGUCCCGGGGUGCGUUGACAGCGUCCAUCUUCUUGUUUUGCCCGGGUUCGACUCUUGGGCUUCCCUUCCACUUCUGAGUUUGUGAGAACACGAAUAAAAGGCAGCGGAGGGGCUGAUGCCUUUGAAGCUCGCGGGUCGUGGGUGAUUUUCUCA